UUGCUGUAUAGCUGAGUCAUUAUGUCGGUUGUUAUCUCCGUUUGAGUUUAAGUAAUCAUUUAUCUGCGCAGUUUAGCAAACCUACGUCUCUCUCUUCACUCUUGACUCGGCUUCAGUUAAGAGGUUGUUAAAUCGUAGGAGAAACUCCCCCUGAGUAAAAUUAAGACUUAAUUAAUUAGUGGAAAUUAAUUAUUGAUCAAAAAUGGCGUUUUCCUCGACGGGGUGGGUUUUGUUGGCCGUGUCGGUUGCGAUUUUUGGUCACGUCAACUCUUACACGGUCACAUUUGACGAUGGCGCACUACUUGGGAGUUCACCCUGCACGUACGGACCGUCGUAUUGGUGCCACAAUAUCACUCAAGCGAAGACGUGCAAGGCGGUGAAGCACUGUAUCUCCACGACUUGGGCGGGUAUGACCCUCCCCCCGGAUAAUGAUGACGUUUGUCAAAUCUGCAAAGAGAUGGUGAAGGAAGCGAGAGAUCAAUUAUUGUCGAAUGAGACGCAGGACGAAUUAAAACAAGUCCUCGACGGCUCUUGCGCCCUCAUCCCGCUAAAAAUCAUCUCUACCGAGUGUACCAAAUUAAUGGACAACUUUCUCCCCGAACUCGUCGACGCGCUCGCCUCCCGCAUGGACCCACAACUCGUCUGCGCCGUUUCCGGCCUCUGCAACUCUGCCCGCAUCGACAAACUCAUCGACGACUCUCAGCUGACCUGUGCCUCCUGCAAGUACCACAUGUCCGCCCUUUUCCACCACCUCAACCAGUCCGACAACUUGAAGAAUGCCCUCCUCGAAGAAUGCGGUCACCUCGGCUCAUAUUCCGACAGCUGUCGCGCCGCCGUCCUGGAGGAGGACUUGACCCUCGUCCGAGGUUAUUUGGACGGAAAAUCAGGCGAAUUUUGCGAACUGGUCGGAAUUUGUGGGGAGGGGAGCGACCCCGUCGACACAGGGGAGGUCGCCGUCUACCAGCCCACGGAGGAUUUGUCCUGCGAUUUUUGCAAACAGUUGGUCAACCACGUGCGCACUUGGUUGGUGGACAACGCGACCCGAGAAGAGUUUGACCUUGUGAUGAAAAAUUUGUGCAAAGCUGUCGGACCGAAACAUGAGAAGGAAUGCGUCGCAUUUGUCAAGGAUUAUGGGGAUGAGAUCUAUCAGCUCGUGGUGGACGAUUUGGAUGCGGACAGCUUCUGCCAGAGGGUCGGCGUCUGUCCGAGUGAGAGUGGGGCAAAGGACUCCUCCCUCGUUUGGACCAUUUUCCCCGUGAAGAGCGACACUCGACUGGUAAAACUCGUCCCCCCACAGCGCCUCAUCGGUACGGACGAGAGAGCCGAGUCGGAUACGAAAUGCGAACUAUGCUCCUAUUUCAUGGCGCAGCUCCAAACAUAUCUCGACGACCCCACCACGGAACACUCGAUCGAACAGUUUGUCGACCAAGCGUGCACCCGCUACCUCCCAAAGGAAAUGGCGAGCCAGUGCCAAGAGUUCGUCACGGAGUAUGGGGACGAACUCAUUGAACUGAUUGGAUCAGAAGUUGACCCGAAAGAGAUCUGUCCACGACUCAAACUCUGCCCUGUACCUAAAGUCACCGGCGUUAAAGAUAUCCUCCCAACUUGCGCCCUGUGUGAAUUCACCGUCACCAAAUUAAUUAAUCUUAUCGGUAAAAAUAUGACAAAGGAAUCCAUCGAGUCCGCAACCGCAAAAGUGUGUCACGCACUUCCUAAGAAGUACACGGAUGAGUGCAUGUCCUUCAUGAAGAAUUAUGGGGACCAAGUCAUCGAGAUGAUUUUGAUUGAGGGGAGCAGUCACGAGAUCUGUGCGGCCCUUCACCUCUGCCUUUUCAGCAAAGUCUCUCCCCCAGCAGAACCACGCCCCGCAAUUGUGACCAAUAACAAAGGCGACGAUCCAAAGUGUGUGCUUUGCGAGUAUGUCAUCACCACGUUGGCGGCAAGGAUUAAAGACAAUGCGACCGAGCAAGAAAUCAAGGCCGAGUUGGAACAGAUUUGCACCCACCUGCCCAAAACGGUGACGAAGAAAUGCACUACCUUCGUCGAAACGUACGGCGACCUGAUUCUCAGUUAUCUCGUCCAGGAAAUGGACCCCCAACAAGUCUGCCAAGAGCUCAGGCUGUGCAAAGCACCCGGUCUCGUGGGAGUGACAGGAGAUUUGCUCGAAUUAUCGCAAUGCCAACUGUGCCAAGUAGUGGAGGACUAUUUCACCAUGAAAGUCGACCAGAAAGACGAGACCUUCAUGAGGAACGAAAUUGACGAAACGGUUUCCCGACUUUGUGGAAAUUUGCGAAAUUUGAAGGAAAAUUGUACCGAGCUUGUCGAGGACUACGGCCCAUAUCUCCUUCAGGUCGUAAAGGGUGACACUGACCCUGACUCUGAACCCGACGGCUGUUAUAAAGUUGGACUCUGUUAGAGGAAUUUGAGUCAUAUUUAUUUCUUUUAAUUCAAUUAUUCUUUUUUUUGUUCGAGACCUGACUUUUUCUCUUAAAUAUAUGAAUUCCAUGACAAAUCAUUUCAUAAAAAAGACCUGUAUACAUAAAUUAUAUGAAGAUAUGAAAUAAUAAAGGCUUCUAUUUAAAAUUAA
Messenger RNA from Folsomia candida, 2587 nucleotides. Its product is annotated as prosaposin. Bases 203 to 2416 code for a protein of 737 amino acids. Gene Ontology annotation, biological process: sphingolipid metabolic process. The record is from RefSeq and is a predicted model, not a curated record. Lineage: Eukaryota; Metazoa; Arthropoda; Collembola; Entomobryomorpha; Isotomidae. Gene Ontology annotation, cellular component: lysosome. The transcript is spliced from 10 exons.